Messenger RNA from Pisolithus orientalis, 4037 nucleotides. RefSeq lists its product as uncharacterized. The transcript has 4 exons. The record is from RefSeq and is a predicted model, not a curated record. The coding region runs from base 191 to 3670 and encodes 1159 amino acids. Lineage: Eukaryota; Fungi; Basidiomycota; Agaricomycetes; Boletales; Pisolithaceae.
UUUGUUUUCUGGUUUUUUUCUGCUCUUCAAGACCUGGACGCUUUUUUUACCGUAAUAGCGCGAAGCCUACAAGCUUUUCUACAGGCUUUACCCUCACGAAGGCCUUACGCCACCUUACGCACGCACGCAAAUCUACGCUCCCUCAGUCAGAGCAAAUCAAAUCGAGAAUCGUCGAACGAACUCAACCAAGAUGAUCCCAUUUAUCCCGACCGUUGCACUUGCUUUCGUCUCGUUCAUAACUUCAGCUUUCGUUGUUCUUCGUAUAGUAAUUCCGAUUUUACCUCCUCAUCCUUUGAGCAGACGAGUCCGUCCGUCUGAGUUUGGGCUCCCUAACUACAACUUCCGAUCAUUAUCUACAGCUGACAAGAGCCACCUUUGGCUUGCCUCACUCGAUUUCUUGGCAUUAUGCGUGUUCGUCUGGCAAGCCACCACGGAGUACUUCGAUGGUCCUGUUGACGUUGUCGAGGCUCGCGACGCGGCGUCAUCUGCUAGGCUUUGGUUCGCCUUGACAAUUAGGCAGAGCUGUCUUCUAGUGGUGUCUGGACUGACACUCCUACAUAUUAGAAUGGGUCGUUCUGUAUCCUUUGGGGCCAGGCAGUGGAUGAUUUGGGCGCCUACGCUGCUCCUCGGUGUCACAUCCACAGCGCUUGCCGCUGUUCUUUCGGGAGCUGGUGUUCCCAGUUUAUUCAUUGGCCUUGUCGCAUACUCGGGAACCACAGCAGUUCUCAGCACUGCUGCCUUCGGUGGACUGGUCUACACAUUGGUAGCUAUUCGCCGCAACCUUGCCGCCCUCCAUGAGCCGGCCGACAGCUGGCCCCCAGCAAAAGAGGUCGAGGAAAAACCCCGUCACUCAUUUGCCACCGAAGACGUCGACAUUCUUCGGGAAGGAAGUUCUUGGCUGACUUCAGAUGCUGGUUCUCAUCGUGACGAGGUCGCGUCUAACUGGUCUUUUUCUACUUACCAUACGCAUCACGGGCGAUUCAACCCUACAGGAUCUCAACAAACUUUGGCCCCUAGGUCGUCUUAUUGGUUCAGUGCUCCUUCGCCUCAAGACCCCUCGAUUCCACCAGUUCCCCCUCUCCCGUCGCCUUAUCGUCCUAGCACUUCGCCCACUUUUGUCAUCAGCGAAGAUCCUGACCCGUUCCGUCGCGACGUUCCUAGCCGCCCUCGUCUCGGCUCACAGAGUUCCUGGUUGACUUCGUCCGCAGGAACGCACCCAACAAUAUCGGCAUGGUCAUUCCCCGCUACGCCCCAUGGUGAAAGCGUGGUUGACGUUCGCGCCGGUUUGCUUCCUGCCGCACCGGGAUCUCGGCCAGCUACUCCUGCUGCAUUGUCAACUGCUCAGGUGUUGGGAGGGUAUGGGUACACGGCCGACUCUGAGAAAGGAAUCGAGUCCCUCGCUACGAAAGGAAGUGGGGUCGACAUCUCAUACUCAAGAUACGUAUUCUGGCUUCUUUCCAUUUGGGUGCCCACGGCCUUAUCUCUUCCUUACUUUAUCUUGCUUUCUGUCCCAGGUUCUGUUCCCAGUGAUUCGCUUUCCCUUUUGCUAGUCCUCUCGGUCACCCUUUCGUCCCCUCUUCUUGCGAUUAACAUCCUCCUUCGCUCUCCCAUCCCAAUUCCAACCGGCUUGUUCGACGUUCACGCGAAGCCUCCCCCCGCCGCGGUGCUGCGUGCACCCUCUCCAGCAGAUACCUUGGCGACGUACACUCGUGAUUACAAACGUAGCGGCAGCGUCACCAUCGUGGAGGGCCGUCGUAGCGGAGAUGUGUGGAUUUCGCAAGGAGAUGCCAUCGAUGGUAAGGGGAAGGUUGGUCGGGCUCUUGGCCUCAUGUCCCCCGUGCCUAGGCUCGCUGUUCUUCCUAUCGACGACGAGAAAGACGAGGGCGAGCGUACGCCCCCGUUACCUCUUCAGGAGGAACCUUCGUUCCCCUCCACCCUUCCCCUGACUCCUGCGUCGACCAACAGUGCAGAGCUCGGCCGCUCAAGGAAGGAAUCAAAAUCGUCGUCUCACCUCUCAACAGGUGAAGAAGCAUUUGCGUCGAGGAUCAUGAUCGCCCAAAGGCACUAUUCCGCACUUGCUACAACAGUCGUCGUCCCGGCAUCGCCUGACAAACAAGAAGAACUCGCAGAUGGUGUGGUGUCGGUUGCAACGGGUGUGGCCGUCGAGUCCGCAGCUGCACCAGGAGCAGCGUCUCAUCUUCGCUCGCGGUCUGUAUCUUCCGUGAUCGGUCAAGCUAUCACAACGGAGGAUUUAGAUAUCAGCCCCCCGCCUUCCGACCCACUACCUCCAACGCCCCCGAACAUUCGCAAUGCUAAACUCGCCAAACAGUUGAUGCACAAGAAGUCAUAUUCUUCUGGAUUUUCUUUGGGUGCCGUGGGCAGCGAGGACAUGAAGGAGAUCGAUGCGCUUACGGCAGGUGUACUCCCACUUCUAGUUCCUGGUCUUAAAGUCGGCGAAGACAUGAAAAUCAAGGAUUGGGAAUUCUCGCCUCCGCUCAGCAGCACCGUCGCCAAGAAAUCUCGCCGUGCCCCGAAGGGAUCUCAUGGCUCGGACUUUGGUGUGUUAGCGCGGGAAGAAUUUUCGUCACCUCAGCUGCACUCUACGCCUGCACAGGAACGUCGCAGAGGGAGGAAAGUCUCUGCUCACCGCAGAAAUCACUUCAGCCUUCCCAGUCUCGGCCUCGGCAAGGAUGCUCUGCAAGCAUGGAAAUCGGAAGUUAAUCACGCCUUGGCGACCAAAAUUCACCAGUAUUCGACGUUGCCAGUGAACGACGCCGCGCGGAGGAACACUGUCUGGGGUGACGAGUCUGUUCCCAACCUCAUAGCUCGCCCUCGCGUCGGAGAGGACCAGCUCCAAGUCCCUACUGGUGCCUCCCUUGGUCGUUCGCUGUCCACUCGCACUCUCGGUCUUCGUCCCGAAGUCCCCCACGGCGUAGACAGUGCGCGCACGUCCGUGAUUACGCUGACAUCUGAUAGAGUCGUUCCCCCAUCUGCGGCAUCCACCGUAACGCUGUUCGAACCAGAGAGUACCUUCGACCCCGACGCCCAAAGUACGCCAUACGAUACUCAGAAAGGCUAUCCCUACACCAGAAAAUACCAAGCUGCAGUGAUGCCGCGAUCCAACUCCCGUCGCUCAAGUAUUGUAUAUAUCAAGUCUUCUGACGAUGAAUAUACCCGUCCCGAAUCCGUCACUGCGUUGACGACGAAUUCCAACGACGUACCAAGUUCAGAACCUGCUCCUCCAGUGUCCACCCGGGCGGUGAGACCUUUGGUACCCAAGUCGAGCACCAAUAGUAAGCUGCAGCGCAAGACAACGACAUCCUCCUCCGAAACGAACUCCCCUGGUGGGGGACUUCGACCGCUAUCUCUGCUCAAGGACCGCGAUCAGAACACUACGACCAAGGAUGCAGGUGAAUCCAAGGUCGGCGCCUCUGGCACACGUCCCCUUCUUCUUGGAAAGAAGAGGUCAAAGGCGAAGGUAGCGCAGGAUGCAGACAGCGAGAAUGUCAACCCUGUCAGUUCCGGUAACAACAAACAUCUGAAGCCGCUUCAGCUGCAUCGCUCGGAAUCGAGUAGGAUACGAGGUUUGCUUCGCAAGGCCGAAGCAGUACCGACGGUGGUCGUGCGGCCGCCUUCGGACCAAUUGGGUACGCUCUACGAAUAUCGUUAAACACGGACAACAAUUCUUUUCGUCGUCUUUUUCUUUUUCUUUUUCAACUUAUUUUCACUUAGAUUUUCUACUUCGACAGUCUUUUUGCUGGUCGAUCAAUGCUUUCCUCGCUUUCGUAGUUUACCUCCAGGCUCUCGCACUCUUGCUUUUUUAACAGCUUGACUCGCUUUCUUGCUGGUUUAUGCCACGCGCUCUUCUACGCUCAGAAAACUUACCACCCGUGUACCCCUGUGCAUCGACCUGCUCUAUCCCCCACAUGCCUUGUAGCUAACUAUGCUUUGUUUCUCUCACCAUAUGCAGUAUACCGUCGAAAUGAAAUCCGUUUGUAAACUGUCUCACCCUUGUGUGCGCCUGCAGGGUUUCUCCA